Talaromyces amestolkiae is the source of this 1410-nucleotide messenger RNA. RefSeq lists its product as uncharacterized. Gene Ontology annotation, molecular function: monooxygenase activity; oxidoreductase activity, acting on paired donors, with incorporation or reduction of molecular oxygen. The coding region runs from base 1 to 1410 and encodes 469 amino acids. Lineage: Eukaryota; Fungi; Ascomycota; Eurotiomycetes; Eurotiales; Trichocomaceae. The transcript has 4 exons. The record is from RefSeq and is a predicted model, not a curated record.
AUGGCGACUCAAGAUAACUCAGGGCCUGAAAAUAGGGCGCUCAAGAAGCAGAUUCUGCUGAAUGCCUUUGACAUGUCAACAGUAGGCCAUCUCUCGGUCGGUCAUUGGAAAAAUCCGACUGAUAGAUCGGCAACAAAGCGCAAACUGGCAUACUGGGUCGAAUUAGCUAAACUUCUCGAAAGAGGCGGAAUCAGUGGGCUGUUCCUUGCGGAUACGAAUGGAGGAUUCGAUAUCUAUGGCGGAAGCGUGGAAGAGAGCAUCAGAAGGGCCGUUCAGUGGCCGGUGACUGAUCCUGCUAUUCCAAUUACGGCCAUGGCGGCGGUGACAAAGAAUCUGACAUUCGGCAUCACAGUGUCUACGUCUUUUGAGUCCCCUUUCGUUCUAGCGAAGCGAUUCUCAACCCUAGAUCAUAUGACGGAUGGGCGCAUCGGUUGGAAUAUUGUCACAUCGUGGAAAAAAUCGGCCUUCAACGCCAUUGGCAUGGAACCGAUUGAGCAUAAUCAACGACUGUGGGAAGGCUCAUGGGCCGAUGAUGCGCUACAACCUGACCCUGCUGCCGACACUUACAUUGACCCUUCCAAGGUCCGGCAUAUCAAUCACAAUGGAAAGUAUUACAAAUUGUCCMCCCGCCACAUAGUAGAUCCUUCCCCUCAGCGAACCCCUUUUCUAUUCCAGGCAGGCGCGUCUGCGGAGGGGAUCGAUUUUGCAGCCACCCACGCAGAAGGCAUUUUCGUCUCGUCGCCUUCACCCGAGCUACUGCGAGCACAAAUUGAGAAAAACCGGAAGGCUGCCGCCGAAAAGGGGCGCGACCCACGCUCCUUGAAGUUCUACCUCUCCUUUACCCCCAUCUUGGGUAAGACGGACGAGGAAGCCCAUGAAAAGUUUCGGCAGCUCAAGAAAAAUGCGAGUCCCAUUGGCGGCUUGGUCCUUUUUAGCGGAUGGACUCGCAUUGAUACGGCUAAACUUCCGCUCGAUGAGGAUAUCAGGAAGUUGGAUUCUGACGAAGCCAGGAAGCUAUGCAACAUUUUCAAGCCUACAGACGAAACCCCCGUCUGGACGGCUCGUCUUAUCGGCGAAAAAGCUGCCAUGAGUGCCAUCUCACCCUCCGCUGUUGGAUCCCCAGCAACGGUAGCAGAUGUAAUGGAGAAUUGGAUUGAGAUUGCGGAUCUGGACGGUUUUAAUCUUGGAUAUGUCACGUCUCCCGGUUCAUUUGAAGAUGUCGUAGAAUUGCUAGUGCCAGAGCUUCGACGACGCGGGAUCUAUCCUGACGUUGUUGAGUCAGGAUUGACAGCGCGGGAGCGUGUCUAUGGAAAGGGCCAAACUCGUUUAAGGGAUGACCAUGUCGGGAGCAAGUACAAGUAUGAGACAUAUCAAGAGGAGGAUCUGGAUGUUGUAGAUAGUCAGAGAUGA